AUGCCACAAACACCAGUCGUGUCCGCGUUGUCGUCGGUCAACAAACAUCAAGACCUAGAAAGCCAACCAGAGACAGAAACAAGGCGUCUGGAGCAUCCUCUCAUGUACAACGCAACACCGUCGACGGUUUUGGUGGACUUUGAUGGCAGCGACGACCCUUACCAGCCAAUGAACUGGCCAUUCCAGAAAAAGGUCGUCACCACGCUGCUGUACGGCUUCACCACCUGCUGGGUCACAUUUGCGUCGGCCGUGUACUCGGCAGCACUGGGACAAAUCUCGCACGAGUUCAAUGUCAGCGUGGAAGCAGCAGCAUCGGGUGUCAGCCUCAUCGUCUUUGGCUUUGGUCUGGGCCCGCUGAUCUGGGCUCCGCUCAGCGAGGUCUAUGGACGAAAAUGGGUGCCAUACUUUAUUGCUGCUGUAUUCUCCUUUGGAACAGCAACUGCAAAGGACAUUCAGACCGUUCUCAUUACCCGAUUCUUCACUGGCUUCUUUGGCAGCGCGCCCGUGACCAACACGGGCGGUGUCAUGGCGGAUAUUUGGCCUGCAGAGCAGCGUGGCAUCGCCAUUGUCGGUUACGCAAUCACAAUUGUCGGCGGACCGACCCUCGGGCCCAUCAUCGGCGGUGCCGUUGCCUCGAGCUCCCUGGGCUGGCGGUGGACCGAGUACUUGACAGGCAUUGUCAUGAUGGCCCAGGUUCCCUUGGAUAUCUGCUUGCUGGACGAAAGUUUCCCCCCGGUUUUGCUGGCAUACAAGGCUCGUCGGCUGCGACUUGCCGGAAAGAAUUUCGCACUUCACGCCAAGCACGAAGAGGGCGGUCUCUCAAUCAAGCAACUUUCGCAAAAGUACCUUGUUCGCCCGCUCCAGAUGUUGGGCACGCCCAUUUGCCUGCUAAUGAGCAUCUACGCCUCUUUUGUGUACGGCAUCCUGUACGCGAAUCUCGAAGCCUUUUCCAUUGUUUUCCAGGAAAUUCGACACUGGGGACCUGUUGUAGGCAAUCUUCCAUUCAUUGCCCUUCUCGUCGGAAUCUUCUUCGCCGCCGCCGUAAACAUUUACAAUAACAAGUACUACUUUGAGAAGUUCAAGGCCAAUGGCAACAAGGCCGUUCCAGAGGCUCGACUGCCACCAAUGAUGGUUGGAGGAUUCGCUUUCACAGCAGGCCUCUUUGUAUUCGGCUGGAUCUCUUCACCUCACAUCAAUUACUGGCCUUCCAUUGUUGGCAUCGCAUUGACUGGAUUUGGGUUCACAACCAUUUUCCAAGCGGCGCUCAACUAUUUGGUCGACACGUUUACCAGCUUCAGUGCCAGCGCUGUCGCAGCCAACACGUUUCUUCGUUCCAUGCUGGCAGGUGCGUUUCCACUGUUCAUUUUACCAAUGUAUCACAAUAUUGGUGUUGCCUGGGGUACCACCGUGUUUGCUUGCUUUGCAGCACUUUUGAUCCCGGUGCCGUUUCUCUUCUUUGUCUGGGGAAAAGCUAUUCGUGCUCGGGGAGAGUGGAGUAAGCAUACCGUAUAA
Beauveria bassiana ARSEF 2860 is the source of this 1512-nucleotide messenger RNA. RefSeq names its product MFS multidrug transporter. The transcript is spliced from 5 exons. Gene Ontology annotation, biological process: transmembrane transport. NCBI's taxonomy places the organism in Eukaryota, Fungi, Ascomycota, Sordariomycetes, Hypocreales, Cordycipitaceae. The coding region runs from base 1 to 1512 and encodes 503 amino acids. Gene Ontology annotation, molecular function: transmembrane transporter activity. The record is from RefSeq and is a predicted model, not a curated record.